AUGAGCUUAGUGGCUCUCGCACUAUUCUUUUCAUUGCUUUCAACGGUAUCGCCACAAAGGAUAAAAAUGCGUCCACCCGGCAGCUAUGUCGGAGUCUCGACCGUCUCGCCAGACCAGAUAAAAAUGCGUCCACCGAACUUUGUAGCGGGACCAAUAACUUUCAAAAGGGUCAUGGGAAGAGUGAUCCAUGCAUUAGCAAAUCCUGUAAACUGGUUUAAGCCCCUGCCCCAAGUUAUUUUGGAAGAAGCGGACAAGCUGCAGCAACCUCGGUUUGGAUGAAGAUGAAGAAAUCCGUUUUUGGCUCAUAACGCUAGCGUUCCUGUUAUUG
Messenger RNA from Cylicocyclus nassatus, 328 nucleotides. The record is from the annotation of a GenBank genome assembly. Lineage: Eukaryota; Metazoa; Nematoda; Chromadorea; Rhabditida; Strongylidae.